UAUCACAGCAAAUAUAUUUUGAAAAUUUUUAGAAAAAUUUGUAUACAAAUUCUUAAGUAAAAUAUUUUUUGAAACAACUAUAAAAGUCGAAAUCCGUCUUUUAAAUUAUCUUCAGUUACUUUUAUUUCUUUGAGUUUAAACCACAUAUUGGGCAUUUAAGCAUAACAAUCAUGGCCGAAGAAGAACAUCAACCAGCCGUAGGUCCACAUAAAUCUCCGCUUGGUCUAUCCCCCGCUGAUUUUGCUCAUAGCGUACCUGUUCUUCUAUGGAAGCUAGGCAUUGCUUUGGGCUGUAAACGACCCAUGUUGGAGCAUCACGUAGAAGUCGCCGCACCAGAAACUAAAAUUAACAUAAAUCUCAAUCAUUUCCGGCAAAGAUUUAGGCAAUUGCACUCCAUGGAGGAUACGCAUGACCAGGUGCUAGAUGAGCAUCGGUAUAAGCUCUUUCUACAUCUCUAUAGGCUGCUUACGAGACUAGAACCAAAUGAAUCCAAACGUCAGCAAUAUCUACUAUUUUGCUACAACCUUUUUGAUACGGAAAAGCCGCAACAAGUGCAUCUGGAUGAAAAGUUGCGAUAUCAGGAGCAUAUCACCGAAUCCCUUAUCUCGGUAGCUCGAAAUGUAAUGCAUCUAAAUGAGGAGAAUUCGGAGCGUCCUUCGGAAGUAAGAUCUAUCAAUAUUGAAAAUUUUUUUCCUAUGCCCAAAAGGUGUUGCCCUCCACAAAUAUUGGAAGUAGGGUUUGCCAUUGUGGAAUAUAGCGCAUCGAAGUUUAGCUGUAACUCAAAAGGUUUGCUUUGGGAGCAGGCAAGCUAUAAAAUAAGUUAUAUUCAGGCGAGGAAAGCGGCAAAUUCAAAAAAUAUUAGGGAAGAACCGAAGCCGAACAAAGACGAUGAAAUGGAAGUGAUUUUUAUGUUGAAUUGGAAUAGUCCUGCUAAAUCAUUUUCAAGCAGUUCAGAGCUUAUGCUCUAUGAAGAUAUUGGAAUCCAGUUGACAGAAUGCAAUUCGAAUAAUCGCGAAUCAAGAGCUGCUGAAAUAUGCGAAAAGAGAAGGGAUAUUAUCAAGGAGACAGCUGAGGUAGGAUGUCAGUUUGUGGAACCGACACGAUCUGAACUUUUAAAUAAAUCUCAGCAAACUGAACUACACCACACGCUGUCAGAUCAGGGCGUUCAAACAAAUCAAAGUGCAUUUUCCGAUAUAGCUACGAAUACUGAUGACGAAUUGCUUCUGGUACAAAUCAAUGGUAUAGAAACACCAGAAACAGGAACAAGUACAGGUGAAAUGUUCGGCGAUAUCGAUUGGAAAAUAAGAGAAAAGCAAGCAAUAUCCACGAAAGUUAUGCCUGAAUUCGAUCGGUCUAGUGAAUAUCGCCAAUUUACUACUACGAAAAACCCUACCAGUCUCUGUAUGGAGCAAGUGAAGCCAUCUGUCUGGUGGGCAAAUCAGCACGUGACCUCACCUAUGGAUCAUUUUCUUUUGACGACAUCUGAAGAAAUGCUGUCACAGAUCGGUCAUACAAUAACAGAACAAGAACCGAUGGUCAGUAGUCCAACAAUGCACCAGAAUUCAAUAACUUCAAGAAUCAGUUCCAGCACUCACCUAGAGCUGCGCAAUCAAUAUCCCUCAUAUUACCAUCGACAUUACAUUUUUGAAGAAAGUUUGGCGGAAAUUGAUCUGCCGAUAAUGGAGCAAGAACUGAUAACAGUUCCGUCAAGAGAGCAGCAAGAGUCGACAGUUUCUCGAGUUUAUUCCAGGGUUCACGCAGAGACAAGUAGUCCAGUCACAAGCAACUGGCAACAUCAAGCGCAGCCAAAUAUUGAACAAUCGAUAGCUCAACGGGAAUCGAUAUCUACAACACUUUUCACCGAAACUGAUCAGUACACACUUUCCAUUUCGGAGCAACCUACGCUUACAUCCUCGACAGCUAGCUGGCAACAACUGUGGCAGGAUGAAGUAUCUAAAGAAAUGUUGCCAGAAAUUGAUAAGUCGAUAGCACUGCAAAAACUGAUGCCCGAAGGAUCGAUUCUAUUAGAGCGCCUGCCCUCUCCCACUGGGAGGCAACAAGAUAUGCUGUCAGACCCUGUUCAGUCGACAAUCUCUGAAGAAGAUAUAACUGAAAAAGUUACUUCCGACUAUCGUUUAGAGGGAGUUAAUCAAGUGCGCGAACCUGCCACAUGGCAACAUCCGCAGCAGCCGAAAGACAUAUCAAUUAAUCACACGAUAAAUCAGCAAUCGGUGCCCGAUGGAUCGAUAAAACGGCAAAAAUCGAUGCCUUUAAGAGCUACUUCUAGCGUUCUAUUAGAGCGCCUGCCCUCUCCCACUGGGAGGCAACAAGAUAUGCUGUCAGACUCUGUUCAGUCGACAAUCUCUGAAGAAGAUAUAACUAAAAAAGUUUCUUCCGACUGUCGUUUAGAGGGAGUUAAUCAAGUGCGCGAACCUGCCACAUGGCAACAUCCGCAGCAGCCGAAAGACAUAUCAAUUAAUCACACUAUAAAUCAGCAAUCGGUGCCUGAUGGAUCAAUAAAACGGCAAGAAUCGAUGCCUUUAAGAGCUACUUCUAGCGUUAUAUUAGAGCGCCUGCCCUCUCCCACUGGGAGGCAACAAGAUUUGCUGUCAGACCCUGUUCAGUCGAUAACCUCUGAAGAAGAUAUAACUGAAAAAGUUACUUCCGACUAUCGUUUAGAGGGAGUUAAUCAAGUGCGCGAACCUGCCACAUGGCAACAUCCGCAGCAGCCGAAAGACAUAUCAAUUAAUCACACUAUAAAUCAGCAAUCGGUGCCCGAUGGAUCAAUGAAACGGCAAGAAUCGAUAUCUUUAAGAGCUACUUCUAGCGUUUUAUUUGCGCGAUCGAAGCGCGUGGCCCCUCCAACUGGGUGGCAGCCAGGAUUGCUGUCAGACUCUGUUCCGUCGAUAACCUCUGCAGAAGAUAUAUCUGAACAAAAAACUGGCGACUGCCUUUUAGAGAUAGUUAAGCAAGUGCGAGAACUAACCACAUGGCAAAAUCCGCAGCAGACCAAAGAGAUGUCAAUUAAUCAGACAAUUAGCCGACAAUCGAUGUCCGAUGAAACGAUCACACGGCAACAAUCGAUAACCAAGUGGCAACAUCAACGGCACGUUAUAGCUGCCUCUCGUUUCAUUGUAAAGCAAUUUCAAUGUAACCCCGCCUAUCAAUGCUCGCCCAUGGAGCGCGAUGCGCCCAAUUUCUUUGCGCAAUGGACACAAUUCCAUGAGAUUGUAGCGACCCAAGCAAAAUGGAACCAAGCCAAUCGGAACCCCACGCUCGAUGUCGUUGCGAUCCGAAGACGCUUAAAAGCUUUUUUGCGUUGCAUGCGCAAGAAAUAUUCCUUCGAACCGGAAGAGUGUGUGGCCGCAAUUGCCAAAUGCCAAAUUCAACAGCUGCUCACCGCCGACGAACUGCGGGAAUACGAGACGAUGCGCUGGCAGCAGCGGGAUCGCGGCACUGCCAGGGAACUGUCGCAUGAGGAGCGAUUGCAGGAUGCGCUGCACGGCAUGCUGGGCUACGAGUGCCAGCAGCUGCGUUCCUCGGCUCUGGGUCCACGCCUGAUGUUGCGCUCGCCGCAUCAUCAGCGCAGCGUAAGCGAAUCCUAUCUGCUCCUGUCGCUGGCCGAGGUGGGCUACUACUACAGAUGCCUUCAGCAGCUGCAGAAGCAUCUGCAACAACUGGGCGAAUGUGGGCGAGCGUUGACGCCCUGUUUGCUGGCUGAAUUGCUCAACUAUUCCGAGUUUUAUAAACGGCAAAAAGUGCAGCCCAAGAGUCUUCUGCACUUAUUCUGGCAAACGAGAAGCUAUCGACAGCGCUUCCAGUGGCUAUUGCAGAUCUGUGGCGGCUUUAGCAGGCGACAGCCAUUGCUGCAAUAUUUGCAAUUGCAGCUGGGUCAGGGCAACGCAGCCUGCGAUAUGCUGCUGCAGUUGUGGCUGCGUUGUGCCGCCGAGCCGCUGCUGGCCAGGAUUAGUAGCUGGCUGCUGCGCGGCGAGCUGCCGGCGGAUGAGUUUUUUAUUGUGAAGCGCCGCAGCGACAAUUACCUUGUGGAGCACUAUUGGACGCAGCAAUUUGAGCUGGUGCAGCAACAAUUGCCGUAUUUUCUGAGCCAAGCGCUGGCACUGCAGCUACUCGGCGCGGGCCGAAAUCAACAUUAUGCCCGUCAAUUUCUGGGACGGCAGCUGGAGCUGACACUAUCUGAUGCAGAAAUGCGUGAGCAAUUGGCAGCCGCCUGUGCCAGCAGCUAUCGUGAGCUGGAUGUGCAGCCACUCGCUGAGCUUGUUACCGGCCUGCAGCUGCAGACAUCCAGAGAGCUGCUGCAGCAGCUGCAUCAAGCGAGUCCGCAACCCUUGGAGCUGCUCAGCCGACUGCAUCAAUAUUGGCUGCUAACAGACGUGGAAUUUGUGCGAGAAUUGAUCGAGCUGCUGGAGCCGGCGCUGGAGCAGCCCGCCGAAUACUUUAAUCCAAAGCAACUGAACAAAAUGUUGGAGCAGCUGCUCUGCGCCCACAAUGAGAAUCUCUAUGUGGUUAAGGGUGACCACAAGGGCAGCCAGAGCUGGUGCUGCUUCCUCUUACGCUGGCAGCAGCCGGCCCACUGGUUGCCCUUACUGGGCGCGCGCCAGUUGCAAUACGAGACCAGCUUUGCCUGCCUCUGGCAGCUGCACUAUGCGGACUAUGUGCUCAAUGAGCGGAUAAGGCGACAUCAAGCGCACUUUUGGGAGCGCAUCAAUUUGGCGCACUCGAAGGAUGCGCGGCAUGUGAGAGAUCGCUUCGAGCAGUUCAGUGACCGGCUGCAGGAGUUUAUGCUACAGCUGCGCAGCUAUAUGCUGCAGAAUGUGCUGGGCAGCGCUUAUGAGCGUCUAUAUUUUGGCUGCAGUACGUCAAAAACUCUGGAUGAGCUGCUCGAGCUGCAUGGUGCGUAUCUGGAAAGCAUUGAGUACGGCAUUAUGCAGAGGGGGAAAUGCGGCAAGUUGCAGCACUAUCUGGGACAGCUCUAUGCGUCCAUUAUUCAUCUGGAUGCAGUGCAGCAAAAGUUUCUAUCACUCGGUCAGCUAUUCAAUCAACGCUUGAAUAAACGGGAAUCGGCACAGCAACUGCUUCUGGAACUGCGUUGGUCCUGCCAGAAUACAUGCGAUGCCAUCAACGAUUUGGAGCACGAUUUUCAAUUGGUUUUGGCCCAGUUUUUGACUGGCCUCUACGCCACAGGGGAGACGCAGCUGCAGGCGCUGGCCAAAAAAUUGGAUCGACAUGGGUAUUACGAGCAGCGAUUUAGGGAACUAAAGGAGGCGCAAACGUUUAAAUUUCAGCGAAAACUAAAAACCAAAAGGAAAUCGCAAUUCGAUUAGCUUCAAAAUUGAGCACAAAAUUUCAUUCUUUUUCUUUUUUAUUGAUUUUUGGCAAUUGAGAAUUUGGUUUUUUAUAAUUUUAUAUAA
This is a messenger RNA of Drosophila virilis, 5429 nucleotides long. RefSeq names its product testis-specific gamma-tubulin ring protein 91 (gene t-Grip91). The record is from RefSeq and is a predicted model, not a curated record. Gene Ontology annotation, biological process: spindle assembly; cytoplasmic microtubule organization; meiotic cell cycle. Lineage: Eukaryota; Metazoa; Arthropoda; Insecta; Diptera; Drosophilidae. Gene Ontology annotation, molecular function: microtubule minus-end binding; gamma-tubulin binding. Gene Ontology annotation, cellular component: spindle pole; equatorial microtubule organizing center; gamma-tubulin complex.